Molecule: messenger RNA, 2147 nt
Organism: Drosophila grimshawi
Lineage: Eukaryota; Metazoa; Arthropoda; Insecta; Diptera; Drosophilidae
Exons: 4
Coding region: 1-1389 (462 amino acids)
Cellular component (GO): chitin-based extracellular matrix
Molecular function (GO): structural constituent of chitin-based larval cuticle
Source: RefSeq, a predicted model, not a curated record
AUGUCGACGAUACGUCUGGCAUUGGUCGCACUGGCAGCCGGCUCGUGGGGCGAUGCAAGUCAAAGUCAGUACCACAUUCAAACGGAUGAGGGACCCGAGAGAUAUUUCCGCUUUCAGACCGACAACGGACAGUUUCGCAAGGAGAAACGACUCCAGGACGGCACUGUCAUCGGCACCGAGGCAUGGAUCGAUGCAGCUGGCUUUUUGCGUCAAAAGGACUACAUUGCCGAUAAGGAAGGCUAUCGUAUACUUAAGUCAAAGACCAUCUAUGUGGGCCAGGGCAGACCCAUUGAGGAUGCCAUCAAAUCUACAAAGACAUCGCCGGCACAGUCAGGCAUUCUGGUUGAUGGCAAUGCAGGUGGCAAUAGCGUAGCUGGCGGCUAUCGAAAGCAUGCUUAUGGUUAUAGCAGCACUACAACAACGACUACACCAGCACCGCCACAGCCACUGUAUGAGCCACCGAACUUGGCCACUGCAAAUCUGGCCUCGGGCGUGGGUAAGCUCAACUAUUUGCCACCGGAACAGGCAGCGAAGCUGCAGCCACAAUCGCAGUUGGGCUUCGAUCAUUAUCCGGACGAGCUACCUCGAGCACGGGACCAGCUGUUGCGUGGCAAUGUGCACAUUCAGCCCAAUGCAGAACCGAUUGAUGACAUCAACGCCAUCAAUGUGUACGAUGAGGAGGCUGAUCAUAACUUUGCGCCGGGUCGUUUCGCUUCCGUCAUCGGCUCCACGACUCCCCGAACUCCCCUGUUUGUGCCGUCACCCUCACCAGCGCUCUCAACGCCAGAGCUAUCCAUGUUGCCACCCUUGGGCGCCUCGCAGCGACGACGUCUGCGUCCACGACCCACAGCCAUAGGCAUUGUGUCCAGUACACCGGCGCCCAUCGCAGCGGGGGAUAGCUUUGGCUACUCCACGCCGGCACCCUUUGCACCGCAGCCACUGCCCUCCUUCGUUUCGGAUGUCGGCUAUUCUUAUGCGCCCGCACCCUCAUCCGCCAGCAGUGGCUAUGGUUUCUAUACGCCCAACUCACCGGUGGACGUUAAUGCAUUGGGUUCGGCGGCGCUGUUGCCUCCGUUGCCGGAUCGAGCAUAUCGCCGCCGAUUGCGUCCGCUGCAUAGCAACAACUUGGAUGCGUCGGACUAUGAUGGCGUUAGUGUGACGCGCAAUGGAUUCCGCUAUGUGCUGCCCAAGCAGUAUCACGAGGAGGCCCAAGUGGACGGCAAGCGAGCAGGCAGCUUUGGCUAUGUGGAUCCAUUUGGCAUACGCCGCGUUGUCUACUACAAUGCAUCGCCCGGACGCGGAUUUGUGCAUCGCAAUAACAAUCAGUAUGUGGGUGCAAAUGGUGCGCCCUACGAUGAUCCUGGACCGGCGCAGUUGGUGAAUGAGUAAGCUGCGAGGCAACGAUGAGCAACGAUCGAAGCAUCCUUGUCCGCAGCUUUGAGAGCGGCGUUAGAAUUAAUCAAAUCGAUCCAAACACACAAACUGCCCCCGGAAUCACACACAACAAGCACCAAAACUAACCGAAUAGCCUCAAAGAAAGGGUAUUCAAGCAUUUGUGAAUAUUUGAAAUAUUUAAUAGUGCUAAUAGUACCCUUAACGAAAACGCAUCACUUGAUUAAUCUGUAUAUAACCAUCACGCUUUAAACAUUUAUCUCUCAAUCACAUACACACACGAACAGAAACAAAAUCAAACAAAACGAAUAUCUGUGUUAAUUAAUUUAAUACUUAUAUGUGUAACUUAAUUUAUGUAUAAUCAAUCCAACUGUGCAAUCUUGCGCGGUAGCUGUAGUUGUAGUUAAAUUAAAGCUUCAUUAGGGCCACUCACUGUUGAGCGGGGCCCACACUUUUGUAGUUAAGUGAAAUCGUUUCAUGUAUUAAUCUUGCCAUAUUAACAACACGUAAAUAAAUACUUAACAAACACACACUUAUAAAGAAGCAGAACACACACACACACACACACAUAAACACACCUAGCCUUUAAAUCAGUGUGUAAUUUCUUUGUUAAUAGUUGUUCAUUAUGCAAAAUCACUAAUGCAAUUCUUAAAAACAAUGAGCACCCGUUGCCAAGAAAUUAUAGCAAGCUAAAAUACAACAAAUUAUUGUUCAAUAUUUAGCUCUGUAAAAAUAAAAAAGAUAUAUAUAUAUUU